Messenger RNA from Acanthaster planci (crown-of-thorns starfish), 10339 nucleotides. RefSeq lists its product as uncharacterized. Gene Ontology annotation, molecular function: biotin binding; Notch binding; calcium ion binding. Gene Ontology annotation, cellular component: plasma membrane; protein-containing complex. Gene Ontology annotation, biological process: heterophilic cell-cell adhesion; establishment or maintenance of epithelial cell apical/basal polarity; Notch signaling pathway. NCBI's taxonomy places the organism in Eukaryota, Metazoa, Echinodermata, Asteroidea, Valvatida, Acanthasteridae. The record is from RefSeq and is a predicted model, not a curated record.
AGACUGGACUUCGGCGUGAUGUUUGCCUGGGCGCAGCUCACCACUCUGCCCCAGUUGCUGGCUCAGUCUGUAUCACAUAGGAGGAGCUUCUGCGAAGCGGACAGACUCCAGCCACUGACUUCAUCACUCCAACAUCCCUUGGCUGAUCUUGUUCCAUCAAGAGGUGGGAAAAGGACCAGCCAUGGAGCGACUGGCGAUGCUGAUAUGUGUGACAGCGCUCAUCACCGCGGUGAGAGCACAGAAUCCGGACACGACUGGUGCAUGUGCCGCAAGUCCAUGUACAAAUGGGGGUCAGUGCUAUCUGUCAAAUAAUGACUACAUUUGCAAUUGCACUUUCGGUCGGGACGGUCAAAAUUGCGAGUUGGACGCGGGAGGAAAUUGUGGCUCAUACCAUUUUGAUGAGAGAUCGGGAUCCAUCACUUCCCCUAACCACCCAAACAUAUAUCCCAACAACAGACUGUGUGUCUACUCUAUCAAGAUUGUUGGAGCUCAGAUGAUAACUUUCACCAUCGAAUCGUUUGUGACAGAGGUGAACAAAGAUGUGUUGGACGUCUUUGUGGGCCCAUCGACGCAGAGUGCAAGUGUAUUUAUGUCAUUCCAGGGUAAUUACAGCACUGCCACAGGCCUGAUGCUCCCGGACCCCUUCACCAUUAAUUCUGACCAAGUCAGCUUCUUCUUCACUACUGACAGGAACAUCCAGCUUCCAGGCUGGAACAUUACUUGGACCAGUGAUGGAAAUGACUGUAAUCCCAACAUGUGCCAGAACGGAGCAACCUGUGUUGACCUACAGAAUGACUACAACUGCACCUGUGCGCCGGGCUAUGAAGGCAGAAACUGUGAAAUAGAUAUCAAUGAGUGUGCUAGUAACCCCUGUCAAAAUGGAGCUACUUGCAAUGACCUAAUUGCACUCUUCACUUGCACCUGUCUUCCUGGAUAUGCUGGGGAAUUUUGUGAAAUCAACAUCAACGAAUGCAGCAGUGGUCCUUGCCAGAAUGGUGGUGUUUGCGUCGAUGGUGUGAAUAGCUUUGUUUGCCAGUGUCAACCCGGAUUCACAGGCACCUUUUGCCAGAUCAACAUUAAUGAGUGUGCGUCAUCUCCCUGUGUCAAUGGUGGGACCUGUGUUGAUGGUAUCAACAUGUUCACCUGCAACUGCAUCUUGGGUUUCACAGGCACCCGCUGCGAGAUCAACAUUGACGAAUGUGCAAGCUCUCCUUGCCAGAAUGGUGGUAUAUGCAAUGAUGGCAUCAACUCAUACACGUGUACUUGCCUGGCGGGAUUCGCUGGACCAAUCUGUGAGAUCAAUAUUGAUGAGUGUGCCAGUAAUCCAUGUUUGAAUGGAGGUGUAUGUCAGGACGGUGUCAAUGCAUUUACUUGCAACUGUAUUCCUGGAUGGACGGGUACACUAUGUGGAAUAAACAUCAACGAGUGUGGAAGUAAUCCUUGCCUUAAUGGUGGAGUGUGUAUCGAUGGGAUUAACAGUUACAUUUGUAACUGUGCAGUUGGAUACAGUGGCUUUCGCUGUGAAAUAAAUAUUAACGAUUGCGCCAGCUUACCCUGCCAAAACGGAGGCACAUGUACUGAUGGGGUCAACAGCUUUACCUGCUCCUGCAUUGCUGGAUACACAGGAAUUUUCUGUGAAAUAAAUAUCAACGAAUGUGCCAGCAACCCUUGCCUAAAUGGCGGAAUUUGCAAUGAUCAGGUCAACAGCUAUGUGUGUAACUGCCCAGCUGGUUACACUGGCAUCCGAUGUGAAAUUGACAUCAAUGAGUGUGCCUCCAGCCCAUGUCUCAACGGAGCAACCUGUAACAAUCUGGUCAAUCGCUAUGAGUGCGUGUGUCUGCCUGGAUACAGUGGCUUGCGUUGUCAGAAUGAUGACAACGAGUGUCGCAGUAACCCUUGCCAGAAUGGUGGCACAUGCAAUGACUUACUGAACAGGUACAGUUGUACUUGUGCUCCAGGCUGGACUGGAGUCAACUGUGAGAUCAAUUUUAACGAGUGUGGCAGCACUCCAUGCUUGAAUGGUGGAACAUGCAAUGACCUGGUCAAUGGAUACCGAUGCGACUGUCUUCUUGGUUUUACUGGAAGCAACUGCGAAAUCAACAUCGACGAAUGCUCCAGCAAUCCCUGUUUCAAUGGGGGCCAGUGCAUAGAUGCCAUCAAUUCAUACACAUGCAAUUGUGUUCUUGGAUGGACAGGCCUCCGCUGUGGAAUCAAUAUCGACGAGUGUGCCAGUUCUCCCUGUGUCAAUGGCGGCACCUGCAUUGAUGGCGUCAACAGCUACAGCUGUCGCUGUGCUGCAGGAUAUGAUGGAGACCGCUGUCAAAACAAUAUCGAUGAGUGUGCCAGUGGUCCCUGUAUCAAUGGUGGUACGUGUAUUGACGGCAUCAAUGGCUACAAUUGUAACUGCGCACCAGGAUAUACAGGAGCCCAGUGCCAGAUUGAUAUCGAUGAGUGUGCCAGCUCACCGUGCCGCUUCGGCUCCACCUGUAACAACCUCAUCAACUUGUACACAUGUAUUUGCGUGUCUGGCUACACUGGCUACAACUGCGACCAAGAUAUCAAUGAAUGUGCAAGCCAACCCUGUCAGAACGGUGGUUUCUGUGUCAACCAAGUCAAUCAGUACACCUGCAACUGUCCAGCUGGCUUUGAAGGAGUCAACUGCCAGAUCGAUAUCAAUGAAUGUGCCAGCAACCCUUGUCAAAAUGGAGGUGUUUGUGCCAAUCAGAUCAAUCGCUUCGAGUGUACCUGUGCCGCAGGAUGGGAGGGUGUCAUCUGCGACAUCAACAUUCAGGAAUGUAACAGCUCCCCUUGUCGCAAUGGUGGUCAGUGUGUGGAUGGCAUCAACUCCUUCACCUGCAAUUGCGCCGCUGGCUUCACUGGCACUGUCUGCGAAAUCAACAUCAAUGAGUGCGUAGCCAAUUCUUGCUUCAAUGGUGGAACUUGCCAAGAUGGCAUCAAUUCUUUCACCUGUAACUGUCUCCUGGGAUUUACUGGAGACCGAUGUCAGAUCAAUAUCAAUGAAUGUUUCGUCAAUUCGUGUUUCAAUGGCGGAACAUGCAUAGAUGGGAUCAACUCAUUCACUUGCAACUGCGUCGGGGGUUUCACCGGAAACCGAUGCCAAAUCAAUAUUGAUGACUGCGCUGGCAACCCUUGCUUGAAUGGUGGGACAUGCAGAGACUUAGUUGAUGCCUUUACCUGUAGCUGUGUUGUCGGUUAUACGGGGGCUACAUGCCAGUUCAAUAUUGACGACUGUCUCAACAACCCCUGUUUGAAUGGAGGGACUUGCACUGAUGGAGUAAACUCCUUCACCUGUGCCUGUUUAGCAGGCUUCACUGGAAACACUUGUCAAAUCAAUAUUAACGAUUGUGUGAACAACCCUUGUCUGAAUGGUGGGACUUGCAUAGAUGGUAUCAACUUAUUCACCUGCAGCUGUGUCGCUGGGUUCAACGGAAAUGUAUGCCAGUUCAAUAUCAAUGAUUGUUUUGCCAAUGCUUGUUUCAAUGGUGGUACUUGCCAAGAUGGUAUCAACUCUUACACCUGUAGCUGCAUUGUGGGAUAUGAAGGCAAUCGCUGUGAAUUCAACAUUAAUGACUGCAUUGGUAACCCAUGUCAGAAUGGUGGAACUUGCAAUGAUGGUGUCAACUUAUUCACGUGUACAUGUCCUCCAGGAUAUAUUGGAAAUUUGUGCCAGUUCAAUUUCAAUGAAUGUGGUAGCUCCCCCUGUUUAAACGGUGGGCAGUGUACUGAUGGUAUCAACUCCUACACUUGCUCAUGUGCACCUGGCUUCAUAGGCAACAACUGUGGGACAGAUGUGGAUGAGUGUGGAAGUGACCCAUGCUUGAGCGGAGGAACCUGCAUUGACAGGGUCAACGGAUAUUUCUGCAUGUGUGUGGAUGGUUACGCUGGUGCGCAGUGUGAACAAAACAUCAAUGAGUGUGCCAGUCAACCUUGUCGCAAUGGUGGACUGUGCGUGGAUGGAAUAAACUUGUACACCUGUCAGUGCCUUCCUGGAUGGGCAGGAACUCAGUGUUCUACAAAUAUCAAUGAGUGUGCUAGCUCCCCUUGCCGUAAUGGUGGAACCUGUACAGAUGGCGUCAAUAGUUACACCUGCACAUGUUUGCCUGGUUACACUGGAACCAACUGCGAAAUCAACAUUAACGAGUGUAGCAGCAACCCUUGUCAGAAUGGCGGCAUAUGCACCGAUCUUGUCAAUGGUUAUUCCUGUGCCUGUGCUUCAGGCUUCACUGGCGUCACAUGCGAUAUUGAUAUUAAUGAGUGUGCCAGUACUCCGUGCAUGAACGGUGGCCAGUGCUUGGACUUGGUCAACCAGUACCGGUGUCAGUGCGAGCCAGGGUUCAGUGGAGAUCGCUGUGAAAUUAAUAUUGAUGACUGUGUCAGCCAACCUUGCUUCAACGGUGGUACCUGUGUCGAUGGCAUAAAUUCAUAUACCUGCCUCUGCCUUGCUGGCUUUAUGGGGACACGUUGUGAAAUAGAUGUUGAUGAGUGUGCUAGCUCUCCUUGUGUCAGUGGUGUCUGCAAUGAUCGAGUCAACAGCUAUGAGUGCACCUGCUUCCCCGGAUUCUCAGGAAUCAACUGUGAAAUCAAUAACGACGAAUGCAGCAGCUCCCCUUGUCAGAACAGUGGUGCUUGUAUUGAUGGAGUGAAUGGCUACACUUGCUCCUGUCUAGCGGGCUACUCGGGAGUAAACUGUGAAAUCAAUAUUAAUGAGUGUGCCAGCAGUCCUUGUAGAUUUGGAUCCACAUGUAGCGAUCUCAUCAAUGCUUACAUGUGCAUCUGCCCAGCAGGAUAUGAAGGCACCAACUGUCAGUUUGAUAUCAAUGAGUGCUCCAGCUCACCUUGUCUCAAUGGAGGGCGUUGCUUGGAUCGUGUCAAUUUAUACAUGUGUGAAUGUGCCCCCGGUUACACUGGAGACAACUGUGAAAUUGAUAUUGAUGAGUGCAGCAGUAAUCCAUGUCAAAAUGGAGCUGUGUGCAACAACCUGAUUAAUUCCUUCACUUGCACGUGUGCAGCAGGCUACGAGGGAGUUUUAUGCGGAAUUAAUGUUAAUGAAUGUGCCAGUAGCCCAUGCCGCAACGGUGGCCUUUGUACUGACCUUGUCAACGGGUACACAUGUCAGUGCCAACCUGGGUUUGAGGGCCUUGUCUGUGAAAUAGACAUUGACGAAUGUGCCAGUGGCCCAUGCGUGAAUGGACAGUGUACAGACCAUGUCAACCGGUAUACCUGCACCUGUCAACCUGGCUGGACUGGAGUUAACUGCGAAAUAAACAUUGACGAAUGUGCCAGCCAGCCUUGUCUCAACAAUGCCCAGUGCACAGAUCUCGUCAACGGCUAUUCCUGCGCUCCUUGCGUCGCUGGCUACGAAGGAAUCCGCUGUCAAAUCAACAUCAACGAGUGUGAUAGCAGUCCGUGUGUAAAUGGCAUCUGCAUUGAUGGGGUGGAUGCAUUCACCUGUACCUGCUUCCCUGGUUACGAGGGCUCCUUUUGCGAGAUCAAUACCAACGAGUGUAGUAGCAGCCCAUGUCAGAAUGGAGGAGCAUGUGUGGAUGGCAUCAAUGAGUUUACGUGCACCUGCACUGCUGGGUUCAUUGGCAUCCUGUGUGAGAUCAAUGUAAAUGAGUGUCAAAGCAGCCCUUGCCAGAAUGGGGCCACCUGUACUGACGGCAUCAAUUCUUAUUCAUGCACCUGUAUGCCUGGUUUUACAGGAGAUAGAUGCCAAAUUGAUAUCAAUGAGUGCGCCAGUAACCCGUGUCAGAACCAGGCUACUUGCCUGAACCUGGUCAACCUGUUCCGCUGUGUCUGUGCCCCAGGCUACGUUGGAGAAUUCUGUCAGACUAACUUUGAUGAAUGUGCCAGCACCCCUUGUUUCAACGGUGCCAACUGUGUAGAUGGCGUGAACCAGUACUCGUGUACCUGUCUGCCUGGAUAUGAGGGCACUCGCUGUGAAAUUGACAUCAAUGAAUGUUUCAGCAGCCCUUGCCAGAAUGGAGGUUUCUGCAUUGACCGCGUCAAUUCAUAUGAGUGUGUCUGUCCAUUGGGUUACAACGGAGUCAACUGUCAAACCAACACCAAUGAAUGUGCCAGUGCCCCUUGCGCCAAUGGUGGUACCUGCACAGAUGAAGUGAACGGCUACAGGUGCACGUGUGUCCCUGGCUGGACAGGCACCAACUGUGAUCAGGAUAUCAAUGAGUGUGCCAGCAACCCUUGCCGCAAUGGCGCAACAUGUAACAACCUGCUGAAUGCAUACACAUGUGUCUGUCGCUCUGGCUACACUGGUGUGAACUGUGAGACAGAUAUUGAUGAGUGUGCCAGCGGCCCGUGCCAGAAUGGUGGUCAAUGCAGGAAUGACAUCAAUGCCUAUUUCUGCCAGUGCCCUCCUGGAUACACCGGCGUUAACUGCGAGACAGACAUCAAUGAAUGUGCGAGUAACCCAUGCCAGAACGGGGCAGCCUGUCGAGAUAAUAUCAACUCAUACACAUGUGAAUGCCUGCCCGGUUAUGAGGGGCUGCAGUGCCAGAUUGACAUUAAUGAGUGUGCUAGCCGCCCGUGCCGCAAUGGAGGUUCAUGCUCAGACCAGGUCAAUGGUUUCACGUGUACAUGCCAGCCUGGUUGGGCGGGACCUACUUGUUCAGAGAAUGUCAAUGAGUGUGCCAGCCAGCCUUGUUUGAAUGGAGGAAACUGCGUGGAUCAGAUCAACAGAUACGUCUGCCAGUGCCCAGCUGGUUACACUGGAACCAACUGUGAAAACAAUAUCCAGGAGUGUGCAAGUCAGCCUUGCGUGUUCGGUCAGUGCGUCGAUGCCAUCGAUGGAUUUACUUGCAUCUGUCAGGCCGGGUACACAGGCACUUUGUGCGAAGCCAACAUCCAAGAGUGUUCGAGCAGCCCAUGUGAGAAUGAAGGACGAUGUGUAGACGGCAUCAACAGCUACUCCUGCGAGUGCCGACCGGGAUUUACGGGUGAAAGGUGUCAGACAGAGAUUAACGAGUGUGCUAGCAGUCCUUGUCAGAACAGUGGUAUCUGUGAGGACCUAAUCAAUGAGUUCAGGUGUACAUGUCCCGCUGGCUUCUAUGGAAUCUUCUGUGAAACAAACAGGGACGAGUGUCGCAGCAACCCUUGCAGGAAUGGAGCCUCGUGCACUGACGGCGUCAAUGGAUACACUUGUCAGUGUGCGGCAGGUUUCACUGGUACAAAUUGUGAGACAGAUAUCAACGAGUGCGCAUCCACCCCCUGUUUGAACUUUGGUGACUGCGUAGACCUCGUCAAUCAAUACACGUGCCGCUGUGCUGCAGGCUACUCCGGCACCAACUGUGAAAUCAAUGAUGACGAGUGUACAAGCAACCCAUGCUACAAUGGCGGUAUUUGCAUUGAUGGCAUCAAUUCUUACACUUGCCAAUGCCGUGCUGGAUUUGCUGGACUUCGCUGCCAAACUGAUGUCGAUGAAUGUGCCUCUAUGCCUUGCCAGAAUGGUGGCGUUUGUGAAGAUCAGGUCAAUAGCUAUCGGUGUAACUGCCUGGAGGGCUUUGCUGGAGUCCACUGCGAGACCAAUACCAAUGAGUGUAGCAGUGCACCUUGUGUGAAUGGUGCAUGUAUUGAUGAGAUCAAUGGUUACAUGUGUGUCUGCAAUGCUGGCUACACUGGCGUCAACUGCGAAACUAAUAUUGAUGAGUGUGCCUUGAAUCCAUGCCGCUUUGGAGGGACUUGUACUGAUGGGAUUAAUGGGUACUCCUGCCAAUGUGUCCCAGGCUUCACUGGAGACAACUGUGAAAUCAACAUUGACGAGUGCGCCAGUCAACCCUGCCAGAACGGCGGAUUUUGCCGUGAUGCGGUCAACUCCUUCUCCUGCAUUUGCCCAACAGGAUUCACAGGGGUCCUUUGUGAAGUUGAUACCAACGAAUGUCAGAGCAACCCAUGCCUUAAUGGUGCAACAUGUCGAGAUUCUGUCAAUUCCUACAUCUGUGACUGUAUACCAGGCUACGAAGGCACCCUGUGCGAAAUCAAUGUCAACGAGUGCGCCAGCAAUCCUUGCCGUAACAACGGCAACUGCAAUGACCUGGUCAAUGGUUACUUUUGCGUGUGUGCUCCAGGAUGGAAUGGACCAGCCUGUCAAUUCAACACUGACGAGUGUGCCAGCAAUCCUUGCUUCAACGGUGGGCGAUGCAUUGACCGCGUGAACAGCUUUGAAUGUCGCUGCGUUCAAGGAUACACUGGAUUAAACUGUGAAGUUGAUAUCAAUGAAUGUGAAAGCCAGCCUUGUCGCAAUGGUGGACAGUGUUUGGAUCUGAUCAACAUGUACGAGUGCCAGUGUCCCACCAACUACGCUGGGAUCAACUGUGAAAUUUCUCUGGAUGCCUGUAUGAGUGCCCCUUGUGCUAACGGAGGUCGCUGUGAGAACCGUGGAGCAGACUUCAUCUGUUUCUGUACUGCUGGGUACACUGGUACCGACUGUCAAUAUGAAACAAAUGAGUGUUCUAGCCUGCCCUGCCAGAACGGAGGACUAUGCAUUGACGGUAUGCUGGACUACACAUGUCAGUGUCCACAGGGUUACACUGGACGCAACUGCGAGUCAGUAACAUUCUGCGACCUCCAGGGAACUUGGUACAAUGACAUCGGCGACACCAUAACCCUCUCCCAGACAGCCUCUGGCAUGCUGCUCGGAGAAUUCAGGUCCAAAGAAGAGAGAGACCGUGGAUAUAUGGUUCCGACAAUCGUUGUUGGCUAUGCUGCCCAAAACGUCAACUUCCCAGCAUUUGGCUUUACGGUUAUCCGCAACAAUGGCCAGAUGGCCUUCAGCUGGACUGGUCAGUGCCAGUGGUGUGGCGAUGCCGAGGUCCUGGUGACCAACUGGAUCAAGAUGACCAUGGUCAACACGUGUGAACUUGCCAAGCAUGCCACCCUAACUGGUCAGGAUCAUUGGACCAGAUAUGAACAGCAACUGCAGCCCUGCAGACUCAACUAAAUGGCGCCCUGUUGUGAGAAUGAACUGCCGGGCCAAAAUCGGCACCUUCAGGGUUCAAACUAGCUUGUCAAAUACAUGUACAAAAUUUACAACAAAACUUACAACUGCAGAAAAAACGUGCCUAUGUGUUUCAUUGAAAGCUAGUUUGAUCUGUUCUUUGUUUUAUGAGCUUUUAUACCAUAAUAUACUUCUUUAAUGGUAAAGGUGAUGGUGUUUAGAUUAUUUCACAAAAUGUUUCAAAGGAGUGAAUGCAAUAUCAUCACACUUCAAAAUGUAUUUUUUUUUUCGAUGACACAGAUUUUGAAGUUCUGUAGUGAGUUGUAAUCAUCGUUUGGGGGAACUUUUUUCGGAUGCAUACAUACUGUUUUUCCACACUUUUAAACAAAAGCCAUUGUACAUUUUACGAAUAGCCCUACAUUUUGGUAGUUAAAAAAUAAUCCUUGUUAGGCUGUGGUACAAAAUGGAAAUUUGGGUGGGUUUGAGUGUUGUUUACAUAUAUCAUUAUAUUGAACAUAAUUUUUUCCCCUUUGUGUGAAUAUUCAAACUGAUCAAACUUCACAGAUUUGAAAUGUCAAGACUGUUGCAAAAUCUGGUCUUGGGAAAUCUGGUCAGGCGAAAUAACCACAUUACUUUAAUAGCAAAUAUGUAACUUACUUUCUCUGUAUCUUUGAAACUUGAACUCCAUCGUAGAAGGUAGGAGUGAGACAAGUUCAUUGCAUUUUCUUGCAAGAGGAGUCUGGAACUAGACAGAAUACCUCAAUGAAAAGUACUUGAAUUUUCUGACACGUGUGUCCCUUUUGCUUUUCUAAUUACAAAUAAUACUUACAAUAUGUAUUCCAUCUUUAAAACAUUUACAUGUUCAAGGUAUGUUGAAAUUUUGUUGAUACUAUCUUGUGUCAAAGAAAUCAACUGGAAUAACAUUAUAAUGUCGAUCACAACCUUGUACUUAGGAUCUGGUUUUGCUUUUCGGUGAUGGCUUUUGUGGCAGUCUGUAUUCUUGUGUGUUAAGACUUUGCAAUGAAUUACACUGGUCAUGCACAAUGAAUCAUCCACAUGUUCAUCAUGCUAAAAUGAAAACAAAAUUCCGGUUACAGAACAUUGUUUCAUUAAUUGUACAUAACAGCUGUCGCUCCAUUUAUCUAAGAAUAUUGCAUAAUAAACCGGCCCCACCGAUUUUAGUUUUUUUUCGUGCGUUCAUGCUUCACAUUCUGCCUCCGAAACACAGGGUAGCUUUAACUGUAGGUAGUGUUUAAGCAAAUGAUUAUUUUCUCUGUAGUUUAGCAUAUGGUGUGAGUAAAGAGCUUUGCUUAUCCCGAAAUAUGUUGAUGAAAGCUCAAUAAAAGGUCCGUUUUUAUUUGUAAGUAA